CACGGUGAUAUAUUCACCCGAUGCAACGAAAAUUGCAACGGGUGGAGACGACGAGAAUGCAGUCAAAAUCUGGGAUGGCAAGACAGGCGAGUUGCUUAACACGCUCAAACAUGACUUUAUAGUUCGGAGCUUGGUCUGGACGUCGGACGGAAAGAAACUUAUAUCUGGUUCAUAUGAUCCAAUUAGGAUAUACGACACAGCCACCUGGCAGGAGAUUGCCAAUCUGGGAGGUCGCACACUCUUGGUCAACGCCAUCACUUUGUCUCAGAACGACCGCCUUCUAUGUGCAUCAGACCAUAAAACAGUGCGUCUAUGGAACAUCGACACAAAUUUGCAAUGACUAGUUGCCAAAACAAAAAUGUGUACACAUGGGACAUUCACGCCAUCCUAAAAGAAGCUGGCCUUGAAGACCUCCUCCAACCUUUAUCUGAUGUCCCAGCUGGAAAGUCGGUGAUGAACAUCGAUGCUACCCGGAACCCACAUAUCCAGGUCCGUCG
This is a messenger RNA of Suillus discolor, 497 nucleotides long. RefSeq names its product WD40-repeat-containing domain protein. The annotation marks the transcript as partial. Lineage: Eukaryota; Fungi; Basidiomycota; Agaricomycetes; Boletales; Suillaceae. The transcript has 4 exons. Gene Ontology annotation, molecular function: protein binding. The record is from RefSeq and is a predicted model, not a curated record.